UAUAUAUAUAUAUAUAUUCUCGGGAUCAUAAUGAAAACUCGGUAUUCAACGGCGGCGUCGCUCGCGACAAUGGCUCAAAUUUGGAAAAUCCUGCUGAUGACCGUCUCCGUACUGGUCGUCCACCUCAGCUUGAUCGGCCCGGCGCUGAGCCGUGGCGUCGGCGGCCACGCGACGAAGCUGAUCAUCGACACGGACGCCGGCAGCGACGACGCCGUCGCCAUCCUGCUGGCGCUGGCGCUGCCCGCCCAGGUGGACGUGCUCGCCGUGACCUGUAGCUACGGCAACACGCGCGAGACCAACGUGGAGACCAACGUGCUGAAGCUGCUGACCGUGGCCGCUCGCCCCGACAUUCCAGUGUACGCGGGAGCCAAGGGGCCGCUGCUGCGCAACUACAGCGCCGGCGACUACUUCGGCAAGGACGGAUUGGGCGACUUCGAGUUCGGCCGACCGCUCGCCGCCGGCGUCAACAGAACGAAACACGCGGCCGUGGCGAUGAUCGACCUCGCGAAGCAGCACCCAGGUGAAGUGAGCGUGCUGACCCUCGGACCGCUGACCAACCUGGCGCUGGCGAUCACCCUCGACAAGGACUUCGCCAAGGCGGUGAAGCGCUUCUACGUGAUGGGCUCGCUGAUCGACGAAGGCGAGACCCCGGAGCAGCCGCAGGUGGAGUUCAACUUCAGCCUCGAUCCGGAGGCGAACGCGAUCGCGCUGAGCGCGAUGAGGAACGCAAGCGGGCUGGUGGUCCCGUGGGACGUCAUCCACGAGAACGCCAUCGCCAAGGAGUGGCGUACAGAGGUGCUGGGCAAGCUCGGCGGCGAGCGCGUGGCCUUCCUCAACCGAGCCGAGUACGCGGUGCUGGAGCGCGUGGGCGCCUGGCACGCCGCCGACUCGAUGGCGCUGGCGGCGGCGCUCUGGCCGGAGCUCGUGCGUUCGUCGCUCGAGGCGCGCAUGACCGCCGCCACCUGCGGCCCGCGCGACGGGGCCGUGCGAGUCGACCACAAGGGCGCGAGCAACGUCGAGAUCGUCAGGGCGUUCGACGUGGAGGGCUUCAAGCGCCGGCUCCUGGACCACUUGGCGUGAGCGUCCGGCCUGCGCUCCGCUGCGAACGACGACUCCGCGCGGCCAGCCCUCGUCAACGAGACGAUCCACAUCCACAGCGAUACGCGAUUCCGAAUGUUUCAAAAAAUAGUGCGUUGCGUGUCCACGUGCGUGCACUCACCGCAGCAGCAGCAGCAGCAGCAGCUCAACGGCGCGCCGAGCAAAAGCGAACCACGAACGAUGGUCCUGUAUACAUGGCGAACCACCGGUACGCGUAUCUUGUAAUCUUCCUGGACAAAAAAUUUCCGGCGCAAAAUGUUUCCACUCCUCGGCUGCUGUACGACGUGCUGUGAUUGACAUAGCACGCAUUACCUGAUGUCCAUUCAUACGCGUGAGCCACUCCGCGUGGCUCGGUUGACGUCGUCCGAAAUGAUACUGUAGUUCGCCAGCUUGUCGUCGUGGGAGUCGAGCUUGUUGUACGGUGUAAAGUUGCACUAAUA
Molecule: messenger RNA, 1538 nt
Organism: Phymastichus coffea
Lineage: Eukaryota; Metazoa; Arthropoda; Insecta; Hymenoptera; Eulophidae
Exons: 5
Coding region: 31-1080 (349 amino acids)
Molecular function (GO): hydrolase activity, hydrolyzing N-glycosyl compounds
Source: RefSeq, a predicted model, not a curated record